AGGGACACUCUUUUAACUGAUAUCAAAAACUAAUAUACUAAUAUCUUCACUAAUAAUUUAGAGAUACCUAACUCUAUGGUACCAUAAAAUCUUUUUAAAGUUAAUUAAUUAAUUAGUCAUGUUUAGAGAAACACUGCAGUCAGGAAUAAUAUCAGUACUUUAUAGUUAAGGGUAAUAAAAAAUCAAAACCAUUGCAAGUAUGGGAUUAAAAAACUUCAGAUGGAAAAAUAGAGGUUAUAAAAGAUGAAGAAACAAAAACACACGUUGUAGAAAUAGUUGGAUAAAAUAGUAGUACAAAUUAUAUAGAAGGGCCUAAUAUUCAUAAAGAUGGAUUUGGGCUCAAAUUAACAUGGCUCCAUGUUUUAGUUAAAAAUCUAAAAAAAGACUUUUCUUUUGUUGUUGAGGUUGUUGAUCAUAAAAAAUAGAAAAGAAGAUUUAAAUUUAGUAAUUGGUUCAAAGACACAAGAGUAAAAAGCACAGUUACUAACAUUAAAUUAAAAAUGUAAGAAGGGUGGAAUCACUUUGUUUUUGAUAUAAAGCACAUAUGCUUAAAGUCAUACGGCACAAACCUCUAAGAAAUUGUUAAAAUGGUAGUAAAUGCAAAUUGUAGACUUAGAAGAAUUUAUUUUGCAGAAAAGCCUUUCCAUCUUCAUUAAAUUAGCUAAAUUCCAAAUGAUUUUAAAGUAUUUAUCUAAGGCUAAAACAAUGGAAAGUAUUAAGAAGAACCAGAAGAUGAGCAAGAGGAGGAAGAAGAAUAACCAGCUGAUAAUAAUUGAAAUUUUUUUUUCCUUCUUAGUUUCUAAUGGAAAUUGUUAAUUGCAAAAAGAAGAUUUUUAACGAAUAGAUUUUUAAUAAGAAAUAAGUAAUUGA
Tetrahymena thermophila SB210 is the source of this 870-nucleotide messenger RNA. RefSeq lists its product as hypothetical. The record is from RefSeq and is a predicted model, not a curated record. Lineage: Eukaryota; Ciliophora; Oligohymenophorea; Hymenostomatida; Tetrahymenidae. The transcript has 6 exons.